Messenger RNA from Lathyrus oleraceus (garden pea), 1248 nucleotides. Its product is annotated as chitinase 2. The record is from RefSeq and is a predicted model, not a curated record. The transcript has a single exon. The coding region runs from base 57 to 920 and encodes 287 amino acids. Gene Ontology annotation, biological process: carbohydrate metabolic process. NCBI's taxonomy places the organism in Eukaryota, Viridiplantae, Streptophyta, Magnoliopsida, Fabales, Fabaceae.
GUUGUCAUUCCAACCACAACCAAUUAAAUCCUCAUUCAAAAAGAAAGUAAAUCACAAUGUCAGGAUCUACCACUGUGACGCCUACCAUUUUCCGAGAAUACAUUGGCAUGGGAGAUUAUAUAGAUCAUUUUCCUGAUGAAAUGAUCAAUGCCGAUAUAAAAGAAUUCCACUUCAUUCUGUGCUUUGCCACAGAGACGCAUGUUGACGGAAAAGGCACAGGACUUUUUGACAGCAAUUGGAACUUCACGAACUUUAGCCCAGAAAAGGUGGUGGAACUAAAGAAAAAGCUUAACAACGUGAAAGUGAAAGUGGUAAUAAGCAUAGGAGGCAUUGGCCCUGAAGAUACAUUCAACCCUAAGAAUAAUGAAGACUGGAUUGUGAAUGCCACAUCAUCAAUCAAAGGGAUCAUCCUAAACUACCAGACCAAAGUCCCCAACGAUGACGUACUUGACGGUAUUGAUAUUAACUAUGAAAAAAUCAGUUCCAGUAUCAGUGACUUUUCCAACUGUAUAGGAGAGGUGAUAAAACAACUCAAGGUUGAUCCAGUUGUUUCCAAAUCCAUGAAAGUGGUGUCCAUUGGUCCAACAGAGAAUUCCCAAUCCUACUACCUCAAACUUUAUCGCGACAACAAAGGCUAUAUUGACUGGAUUGACUACAAGUUCUACAAUCAGUAUUUUAACACAGUGGACGAUUUUGAAAAGCUCUUUAAAAAACUAGUUACUGAAUAUGGUACUGCGUUAGAUAAAUUCUUGGUAGGAGUCAGCACCUAUGAAGCUAUUAAAUCUAAAACCAUUAUUGAGGGAUGCGAAUACCUCCUUAACCGUGGAUCACUUGUUGGAGCUUUUGUUUGGGAUGCUAAGCCCUCUGCCCCCGCAUAUACACCUGAGCGAGAGAUUCAAAAACUCCUUGCUAAAAAGUGAUUACUUACUAGGUUCUUACCUACCUGGUAAUUUGUUUUUAUUUCACGGGUCAUACAUACUAUAAUUAAUAGCAACGUCUUAUGCGUCAUGCUAUGUAUAGUAUGUUACAUAUUCUAAAUAAGACCUAUCAUCCAUCGUCUGCUCUUUUUACUGCUUGUGUCUUUGUAUUCUGCACCUUUUUAUCUGUUUCCUUUAAGUAUUAUGUUAUCUUGUGAUUUGUUUGUGAGAUUUUAAUUGCUUCUGUUUCUGUUGUAUGUACCAUGAAUUAUCUGUAAUAUCUUGCUAUUAAGUUAAUAAUAAGAAGCAAAUAUUAUUGUUUUCAAUUUCU